Messenger RNA from Eucalyptus grandis, 3017 nucleotides. Its product is annotated as putative receptor protein kinase ZmPK1. The transcript has a single exon. Gene Ontology annotation, biological process: recognition of pollen; protein phosphorylation. The coding region runs from base 33 to 2459 and encodes 808 amino acids. Lineage: Eukaryota; Viridiplantae; Streptophyta; Magnoliopsida; Myrtales; Myrtaceae. The record is from RefSeq and is a predicted model, not a curated record. Gene Ontology annotation, molecular function: ATP binding; protein serine/threonine kinase activity.
CACUGCAACUCGCCUUUCGCCGCCGAGUCCUAAUGGCUCCGCCACCCUCGCUCCUCCUCCCUCUCUUCCUCUUCCUCUUCCUCCAGUCUUGUCAGCUCUCCACCUCGGCGCUGCCCAGCCUCGCCAAACGCGCGUCCCUUUCCGUCGAGGACCCCGGCGACGUCCUUGUCUCUCCCUCCGGCGUCUUCUCCGCUGGCUUCUUCCCCGUUGGCGACAACGCCUAUGGCUUCGCCGUCUGGUUCAGCGACCACUCCUGCUCCGGUGCCAACUGCACUCCCGUCUGGAUGGCCAACCGCGAGGCCCCCGUCAACGGCCGACGCUCCGCCUUGUCCCUCCUCGACUCGGGCAACCUCGUCCUCACCGACGCGGGCGAUGCCGGCGCCGAGGUCUGGUCUUCCGGCACCAGAUCCGGCUCCGCCGCCGAGCUCCGCCUCAACGAUACCGGGAAUCUCUUCCUCGCCGACGGCAGCGGCGGCGUCCUGUGGCAGAGCUUCGACUCGCCGACCAACACCCUCCUGCCUCAGCAGCCACUCACCAGAGACACGUUCCUGAUCUCUGCUCGGAGCCGGUACAACUACUCGAGCGGUUUCUACAAGCUUUACUUCGACAACGACAAUGUCCUCCGCCUCCUCUUCGACGGCCCGUCGAUCUCGGGCGUCUACUGGCCGUACCCGUGGGUCCCGAGUAAUCAGCUUGGCCGAUUCCUCUACAACAGCAGCCGCAUCGCUGUGCUCGACCCCCUCGGCCGCUUCCAGUCCUCCGACAACUACUCGUUCUCCACCUCUGACUACGGCGCGGCUAAGCAGAGAAGGAUGACCCUCGACUUUGACGGCAACUUGCGGGUCUACAGCCGCGAGCGGGGCUCGGCUGUCUGGGCCGUGACGUGGGAAGCGCUCAGCAGCAUCCCCUGCUUCAUCCACGGCGUGUGCGGCAACAACAGCCUCUGCAGCUACGACCCGGCCAAGGGUCGGAGCUGCUCCUGCGUGCCUGGGUACGUCCCCAAGGUCCCGGGCGACUGGUCGGCCGGUUGCGUGCCCGAUUUCACCUUCUCCGAUGGGUGCGUCACCGACGAGAUUCGGUUCGUGAAGCUCCUGUACAUCGAUUUCUAUGGCUACGACUACAACACCAUCUUUAACACCACUCUCGAGACGUGCCGGCAGACUUGCCUGAACCUGUGCAACUGCCGAGGAUUCCAGUACAGCAAGUCGAGCUCCGGGGACACGUUCGAUUGCUACCCCAAGAUCGAGCUCCUGAAUGGUCACAACCUGCCCAACUUCACUGGCGAGUUCUUCAUCAAGGUCCCCAAGAAUAAGACCUUCACUGUGGACCAACUGGUGAAGAGGACUCAGUACAGUUGUCCUCCCACGCCAGAGGUGAAGAUCUUGGACAGGACUUACUCCAAGAAAGGCAAAAACGGGGCGUUGAACUUCAUGCUCUGGUUCGCCUGCGUGGUGGGAGGGAUCGAGAUCGUGGUGGUGUUCUUGGUGUGGUUCUUCCUGAUUAGGAACCAGCAGGAUGUCACUUCCGCGCACCAGAGCUACCUCCUUGUUGCGACCGGGUUCAAGCGGUUCACCUACGACGAGCUCAAGAAGGCAACGAGGAAUUUCAGCAAGGAGAUCGGGAGAGGUGCAGGCGGGAUCGUGUACAGGGCCCUGUUGUCCGAUGAUCGGGUUGCGGCAGUGAAGGUGCUCAACAAUGCCACGACUGGUGAGGCCGAUUUUCUGGCCGAGGCCAGCACGAUCGGGAGGGUGAACCACAUGAAUUUGAUCGAGAUGUGGGGUUACUGCGCCGAGGGAAAGCACAGGCUAUUGGUGUACGAGUUCAUGGAACACGGGUCGCUGGCACAGAACCUUUCGUCGCCGGAGCUCCACUCAAAGAGGCGGUUUGACAUCGCGCUAGGCACCGCAAAGGGUCUAGCUUAUCUCCACGAGGAGUGCCUGGAGUGGGUUCUGCAUUGCGACGUGAAGCCUCAGAACAUUCUGCUAGACUCCGAUUACCAACCCAAAGUCGCGGACUUUGGGCUUUCCAAGCUCAUGGAACGAGGGAAGGUGACGAAUUCGGACUUCUCGAGGAUCAGAGGAACCCGAGGCUACAUGGCUCCCGAAUGGGUCUCCAAUCUGUCCAUCACGUCCAAGGUGGAUGUCUACAGCUACGGGAUCGUCAUGCUAGAGAUGGUAACGGGAAUCAGCCCGACGACGAGCGUCCACUCGUUGGAGAGCGGAGGGGGCGCCAAGCAACUCCAGCUCAUCCCGUGGGCAAGGAACAAAGUGAACGAAACAGGGAGGACGGGGUCACGCGUGGAAGAGAUGGUGGAUCCGGCGCUCAGGGGUGACUACGACCCGAAGAAGAUGGAGGUCUUAAUCGAGGUCGCGCUCAGGUGCGUGGAGGAAGAUAAAGACGCCAGACCCACCAUGAGCCAAGUGGUGGAAAUGCUCCUGAGGCAGGAGAAUGACGGUUAGAUUUCGGUGCAGAGUGACGUGCAACAGGUGCUUCUGAAAGUAUUUAAAUCUGCAGUGUUGGCUUGGCAUCGUCUCGUUGCUUAAAAGAUAUGGAGUCUGUUAAAAUAUGUCGAGUUUGAGCAUUUAUAAAACGCGAUUCGCUUGGAAAAGAGAAUAAAAUUUUAUUGAGCCAUGGUGGGGUCCAAAUGGGCACAAAUUAAUAAAAGGGAAAGAAGUUCUCUACACGUUGAAGAAGUGGUGGGCCCGUUUGACUCUGGGCAUGCACGCACUCACGCAAAUAAAAGAGGAGAAUCCUCACGCGUAAGAAGCCAACGGCGGUGGGCCCUCGACUUUGGGCACACGUAUAAGAGGGUUUCUUCUUUGCUGGAGUGCUGGCCGAAACCCUACGUAGAAGUCGCGGAAGGGAGCCGCGAAAGAGGUCUUUUUUCGGGGUGUUGCUGCUGCACCCGUACGAGUGAAAAGGAGGAGUCGCAUGUCUUCAAGCUGAAGCGCGAUCAAGAAAAGGAGUUCUUUUUCGGCGUUUGUUUUGAGUUUGUUUGAUAAUUUGGUGCCGUGACU